UUUGCAUUGCUGCUUUGGAGAACUUUUCUGAUUACUACUGCUCUACAAUAAUUUGACUUUUUCGUCUUGUGAUAUUUUUUUUUUUUUUUAACUCUGGGGUCCAUCAGGGCACGGCUUGAGUUUGGAAUGGCUGAACUAGUGCGAAUCCGUAAGAAAAGGCUGCAGAUCCCCAUCUCUAGGCUGAGGAGCAUGCUGAAACAGCUGGAGGAGAAAGAUGUUGACUUUGAGGAAAUCAAAAAGAAUUUGGAUUUUACAGCAUCGUUACUGGAGGCCGUUUACCUCGAUGGAUCUAGGCAAUGCCUGGACUCUGAGGAUGACCUCCAGCAGCUGCAGUCAGAUGGGGUUCCUUCAGAGGUCACUGAUUGGUUGGCAUCCACCUUCACCCAAAGGGUUCGACGCCCAGUACGACGCUCAGAUGAAAAGCCCAAGUUCCGCAGUAUCGUGCACGCAGUGCAGGCUGGGAUAUUUGUAGAGAGAAUGUUCAAGAGGGCCUACACAGCAGCCAUGCCAGACCAACCUGCAGAGGUGGUAAACUGCCUCAGGGAUGUUGACCGCUGGAGCUUUGACGUGUUUGCUCUGAACGCCGCUAGCUCUGAUCAUGCACUACAAACUCUGUUUUUUGAACUGAUCACCAGAUAUGAGCUCAACAGUCGCUUUAAGAUCCCAAUCUCGUGCCUGACAGAGUUUCUGUCUGCAGUGGAGAGAGGAUACUGCAAACACAACAACCCCUACCACAGCCAUGUUCAUGCUGCUGACGUGACUCAGACGCUGCACUGCCUGCUGCUGCGUUCUGGACUUGUGCAUUGGUUGACAGAGCUUGAGGUGAUGGCAGCGCUAUUUGCAGCAGCCAUUCAUGACUACGAACACACAGGAACCACAAACAACUUUCACAUCCACACAAAGUCAGAGUUUGCAUUGAUCUACAAUGACCGGUCGGUGCAGGAAAGUCAUCACCUGAGUGCAGCAUUCCGCCUGCUUCAGAAUGAUCAAAUGAAUAUCUUCAUUAACUUGACACGAGAGGAAUGGAUGGAGCUGCGAUCACUUGUUAUAGAGAUGGUAUUAUCCACAGACAUGUCCUCCCACCUACUCCAAGUUAAAGCCAUGAAAUCCUGUCUACAGCAACAAGAACGGAUUGACAAGUCCAAAGCACUGUCUCUGUUACUCCACACAGCUGACAUAAGCCAUCCAUCCAAGCCCUGGGUACUGCACUCUCGAUGGACUAAAGCCCUGAUGGAGGAGUUUUUCAGGCAGGGUGAUAGAGAGGCAGAGCUCGGCCUGCCCUUCUCUCCUUUGUGCGAUCGAAAAAGCACCCUGGUAGCUGAGUCCCAGAUUGGUUUCAUUGACUUCAUUGUGUAUCCUACUUUCUCUCUGCUGACCGACAUGGCUGAAAAGAUUGUUAUUCCUUUGGUGGAGGAGAACCCCGGUCCACCAGACCCCUGCAACAGACACAGUAAUCUUUGGAAAGAGAGCUCCAGAGGUCUGCAGUGGAGUCUGGCCCACAUCACAGCUGAGCUGGUGAGCUUUCGCUCCACAUGGACACGACACACCGAAGACAACAAGCUCAAAUGGAAGGAAAGUGGCUCCAAUGGAUUUUCAGAUCCCAGUGUGACAAAAGAGCAGAGAGCCAGACAAGCAGAGCUGUCAGAAAAAUCCCUGCAAGACCCCAGUAAAGAUACAAAAUAGUAGAAAGAACUUUGUGUAAUUUUCAUAGAAUGUCUAGAAAGGUUAAAUGAGGUUAACAUAGAGUCACUGUUUGUAAUAAAACCACAAUUCCUUCUUAUAUCAUAAUUGAGAGAGUCACAGGCGGGAAAGUGGAGAUGUAGGAGGAGGGAAGGGUAGUUUAAGUUCAUCUUCCCAAGGUAAGAUGCAGAAAAUGUCCUCAUGUCUUAUUUUAAGUGCAGUAUACUGAGAUAAUUUAAUUGCAAAGUGUACAUGCUGGUCAUGUUAUACAGUAUAGUCCAUGUCAUUAAUUUAAGUUGCCACCUAAACACUUGUGAGGAACAUUUUACCUUUUGUAGUUUGAACUGUACACACAUCAUUUAACCAUGCAUUAAAGUUAGAAAAAAUGUGUCAGUGUUUUAGAGAUUUGUAAUUGAUUUAAUAUAAAGCU
Scomber japonicus (chub mackerel) is the source of this 2110-nucleotide messenger RNA. RefSeq names its product dual specificity calcium/calmodulin-dependent 3',5'-cyclic nucleotide phosphodiesterase 1B-like. The transcript is spliced from 14 exons. Gene Ontology annotation, biological process: signal transduction. The coding region runs from base 127 to 1683 and encodes 518 amino acids. Lineage: Eukaryota; Metazoa; Chordata; Actinopteri; Scombriformes; Scombridae. Gene Ontology annotation, molecular function: 3',5'-cyclic-nucleotide phosphodiesterase activity. The record is from RefSeq and is a predicted model, not a curated record.